CAACCACCUCCACCUCAUCCAUCUCUUUGAUCACCUUUAUUUUCUUUCGCAAAGUGUAUAAUACUUUCUUCUGUUCUUGGGAGUCGAGCAGCUGCAUGUGCCAUAAUAGCCCACGCGAUUUCCUCCUCUCAUCCAAUGCCGGCAAUCUCAUCAUCUCGGAACCUCGUCAAGCCAUCGUCGAUACCUUGUCUGUAGACUCGUGAUCUUGCUCCCAUCCGUGUGUCUCGACAAUGGCUGCGGCUGCUACUCCAGCUGAGAUGAUCCCUCAGCUUGAAGCUGCGCGUAAACUCGCUCUCGCAGACCCUCAAGUGUACAACCAAGUCCUUCCCGGUAUCCUGCCUAUCAUCGGUUCAACUGCGCAUCUCGACGUUCGAAGAUGGGGCGCCGAAUUUCUCGCCGAAGCAUUCUCAAGCCCUUCUUUAUCGAAUUCGCAAAAGGAACAGCUCUCGUCGGAGGUGAUACCGCCACUGAGAGCCAUGCUGGAUGCGCCAGCACAGGACAUGGAAGUGGUCAAGAGCGUGGUACAGGCAGCUGCUAGUUUAUACCCUUUGGUGUUCAGACGAGUUAUUUCGCGUCAAAAUGAGGCUGCGUUGUGGCAGGACAUGAGCGCCAUGAAGUUGAACAUCCUCCAACGGAUGGAUUCUGCUCCAGUUGCCGUCAGAAUAUGCUGCAUCAAGUUCGUGCAGAAGGUGGUGCAGGUCGAGACACCAGGAGUCAUUUCAGAUCCCCGACGUCCGGACCAGAACGAAAUAUCUUUAGCCCUUGUGCCCAGAACGCAUCCCUUUUUGCAACUACCUAAUCUCGAGGCCGAAGCAUCGGGCUUGCUGGACAGAUUAUUGGGGGUCUUCCAGGAGAACUCGAUGGAUCCAAUCCUCGUUGAUGCGACGCUCAACUGUCUAGCCAUCCUCAUCCGAAGCAGGCCUCCCAUCUCUACCAAAAUCGUGUCCUCCAUUCUGAAUUUCAACCCGAUGAAGCAAGUCAAUUCUCCAAUGACUCCUCGCAUCCUGGUCAUAGUUCGAUCAAUGGAAAGAACAACACGAGCUCUGCUAAGAUGGGUCCUGAGAACAUGCCCUAAUCACCCGUUGGAACAAAAGAUUCACGUAUACUUGAUGCGUCUGCAGCAGUCGAGAUCGGCCUUGUUCUCAGACACCACAGCGCAGAAGCGGCCGGCAGAACCUACCGACGGCCUCGAUGAUGCGAAAAGGCAGAAGCUCACAGGAGGCCCACGCAAAUUUCCCCCAAUGUCACCACCACCGAAUACCUUCGCCCACCUGUACACCCUCACCGAGGAUCCCAGCCUUCAGCAAUUCGAUGUCACUCUUCUCCCCCCAGAUAUUGUCAGUACAGUCACAGCCGUCUUCUUGCAGCAUGUGGACUCAAACACGCUGGAUGAAGCAAUUGGGUGGGUAAGAGCGAGAUACACCCAUCUGCAAAAGGUCAACUUACGUACUCCAAUUCCCGACAUACCCAUGGCAGGUCCGACGGGUAUUGAUGACGAGGACGAUUAUGAUCCGGAAUUCGUCUCUGGCCCUGAGCAUGUGGUGGAGCGUACUACAGAAAAAGCCCUGGAGGAGUUGGCCCAACCAGCAAUUGAAUUGGGACCUUUCGAAUUACCCAAGCCUCCCCCUUUGACAGGUGCUGAGGUAGCCACGUUAUCUGAUCAAACUGUCGGGCAUGUUUUCCAGUUAGUGACCUCUCUUGAUGCUGCCGGCCAGUCACACGCAAAGACCAAACUUGGCCUCAACCGCCUCGCCGCAACUUCGAAUGAUCGCGAUUCCUGGAUCACUAUCCUCAUGCGUCUCGCGACCAGGGCACCAUCCGGCUUAGAUGAUCUUGUGCAGUCGUUGACUGAAGGUGACGAAUCCAACACAUUGAUCAAAUCGGAAGACAUCGAAGCCCCCGACGUCGCCAAUCGCAUUCGGCAAACACUAUUCAUGUACAUCUUGGAUGAUUUCCGACCUCGAUUGAAUAUUGCCAUUUCAUGGUUAACGGAAGAGUGGUAUGCGGACAAGAUGACAGCCAAAACACACCCCGAGUUCAAACAUUUGCCAAACUACAGCCGAUGGGUCAUCCGGCUCCUCGACCGGCUACUGCCUUAUCUCGACGCCAGGGAUAAGAACCUUUUGAUUAGAUUUCUGUCAGAGAUUCCUGCCGUUGACCGCGAUGUUUUGGACAGAGUCAAAACCCUAGCAAGGGAUCCCGAGCGUCUGAGUAUGUGCAUUCUUUCCAUGCAGUAUCUGUUGAUGCUGCGCCCGCCUGUCCGGGAGCUCGUUCUCGACUCACUCGAGACUAUCUGGCAUGAGGGAGACGCACAGGCCAAAUCGGCGGCUGCCAAAGUCAUAUUGCGAUGGAGGCCUGCAUUUUUGGAGCAGAAUGCGCAAAGCAAGAAGGAGGAGAUGGCAGUGAAGGAAGAGGUCAAGGUCAAUGGACUGACAAGCCCGCCGACUGCCCAGUCAGAACGCAUUGAUCCAAGGAGAAAGAGUACAAGACCAGCAGUCGUCGCAGGAGAAGGCUAGGUAUAUUCGAGAGUGCAAUACACACAAUGAUUGAGCCGAGUCGC
Molecule: messenger RNA, 2560 nt
Organism: Exophiala xenobiotica
Lineage: Eukaryota; Fungi; Ascomycota; Eurotiomycetes; Chaetothyriales; Herpotrichiellaceae
Exons: 4
Coding region: 231-2516 (761 amino acids)
Cellular component (GO): mRNA cleavage and polyadenylation specificity factor complex
Source: RefSeq, a predicted model, not a curated record